AUGAGCGAUAAACAAAAAGAUAAAAAAGAAAUUCGUGUUUGGUGUGAUGGAUGUUAUGACAUGGUCCACUUUGGGCAUGCAAAUUCUCUAAGACAAGCCAAAGCAUUAGGAGAUGUGUUAAUAGUUGGUAUACAUACAGAUGAAGAAAUAUCUAAGCAUAAAGGCCCUCCAGUAUUUACACAAGAAGAACGCUAUAAAAUGGUUCGUGCUAUUAAAUGGGUUGAUCAGGUGGUAGAAGGAGCACCUUAUGUUACAACCUUAGAAACCUUAGAUAAAUAUCAAUGCGACUUUUGUGUACAUGGAGAUGACAUCACAGUGACUGCAGAUGGAAUAGAUACAUAUCAUUUAGUUAAAAAAGCUAACAGAUACAGGGAAGUCCCUCGGACGGCUGGUGUGUCUACAACGGACUUAGUGGGCAGAAUGCUACUGCUGACAAGAGAACAUUUCAAGAGAGGUGAUAAAGAGUACUCGGUGGCAUUGGAACACUCGUCAAAUCUUGGUACAGAUUCUACUGCCAGGUCACCAUAUACAGGCUGUUCUCAGUUUUUGCCAACAACCCAGAAAAUUAUACAAUUCAGUAGCGGACUUUCUCCUAAACCUACUGACAAGGUGGUAUAUGUCGCAGGUGCAUUCGAUCUCUUUCACGUUGGCCAUCUCGACUUCUUGGAAGCUGCUCACGCUCAAGGUGAUUUUCUCAUCGUGGGCUUGCAUACGGAUCUGGAGGUUAAUCGGUACAAAGGGUCGAACCACCCAAUUAUGAAUUUACACGAGCGUGUACUGUCCGUGCUUGCUUGUAAGUACGUUCAUGAAGUGGUGAUUGGAGCACCGUAUAGUGUGACCGCCGAUUUAAUGGACCAUUUUAAAGUUCAAGUGGUAUGCCAUGGACUUACGCCAAUAGCACCUGAUGCAGACGGUUCCGACCCAUACUUGGUGCCAAAACAACGUGGAUGUUUCAAAACAUUAAAUUCAGGAAACUCCAUGACAACUGAUGAUAUCGUUCAGAGAAUUAUACGCCACCGCCUUGAAUUCGAGUUGCGUAACACACGUAAGGAGCAAAAGGAGACGUCUCUAAUGAAAACCCUGCAGAGAGAUCACUUAAAACAAAAUGGCGAUUGUGAUGUGAAAAACGAUUCAUGUUAA
Messenger RNA from Parnassius mnemosyne (clouded apollo), 1140 nucleotides. Lineage: Eukaryota; Metazoa; Arthropoda; Insecta; Lepidoptera; Papilionidae. The record is from the annotation of a GenBank genome assembly.